GCUUUUCCCUCCCUCUCCUCCUCCCUCUACGUCUAGGAAUUAUGGCUUCAGCUUGGCCCCCGGUCAUGGAUCACAGUCGUUUUUAUCACAUACCUUUUCCUACACUCAGUUGAGUUCACGAUCGACAAUAUCAUAAAGUAUAUACAUCUCCUAUGUCACCAUGGGCAAACACAACCCCCCAGCCCAGCAAAGGGCCCCGACCCUCAACGAAACCCUAGACUUCAUCGAACAAACCUACAAAGAAUCGAAGUUAAUCAUCGUCGGCUGUCUGGCAUCUUGGACACUCUGUCGGCUGAAUUUUCGCUUUGUCUGGCUACUCAUCAUCCUAGCUUUCUGCCGCACGCAAUACCAAGUAUCCAUCCGACGAAUCGAGCGCGCCAUCCGAGACGAACUCCGUCGAUACCACUCACAAAAGAUUUUACAGCGCGGUGAAAGCGUAGAAUGGGUAAACGAAGUCCUGGGACGAGGAUGGCAUCUCUACCAACGUCAGAUCUGUAAACAGAUCGUUCAAUACGUCAACGCCGGACUGGCCCUACGCAGCGAAGAAUCGUCCCCUCAGAAACUGGUCAUCCAUUCGCUGGCUGUCGUGGAACAGCCGCUGCGAUUUACAAGAGUGACGACCUAUUCCAAGCCUCAGUCACGCAAUUUGAUCAUUGAAGGACACUUUCGCAUCGAUCUCCGUCCACCGGACGACCACAGAAUGCAUCUACUGAACCUUGUACACAGCGAUGAACCACUCAUUGAUUUGGCCAUCGUGCAUGAAAAGCCAGACCGCAAGAACCAUGACCUCGUAGUGCAUGUGAGACAGGUUACAGGAACGGGGAUCGUACGGUUAGAAAUCGACCUUGAGAGUAUGGAGCCACAUAUCCUACAGCCGCAGAUUGAACUGCAGGAUCAUCCACAUAUCGACUGUACGAUCAAGACAGUGAGUCAGCAUCAUUUUCCCUUUCAUUUUGCGCAUCACAUCGACUGGCGGAGGGCGGUGGAGAAGCAAAUUCGCGAGGGGCUGGGAUGGGCCUUCCACCGACCUUUACCGCUUCCGUUUCACUUUUUCGGCGAGAAAUUCUUGGUCAAGAUGAUGACGUGGUGGUGGCAGCUGAGUCGGGCCGUUCAUGAUUAGUUCGUUGGUAAUGAAUAAUGAAUUACUAUUAGUUAUUGAUAUCCUCCAUGGGGAAAAAGUUGAACAGAACAGUAAGAGUGUCAUUGGUUCCGUUGGUACCGAGAAAGCCGAGUCCAAGUGGGCCAUCGCCUCGUAGGGCUGAUGGUUGGGGGAUGAGAAAAAAGUGCUGCCUAGAGGAAACACGUCUAUUGCUCCCCGUCGUAUUGCAAAUUACACCUGUAAUAUCCAACGCAAGGGGGAAAUACAAUCAUCCAUGCCGAAAAUCCCUGCCAGAACGGUAUGUCCCUCGAGUGCUUUCCAGUGAUUGACGGAGUUUUUUCUAGUGGAGUGACAGGAGACCUCCCAUGCGUUCCGAAAUUCCAACUUUCAACCCUUGGUUCUGUCCAAGGGGUAAAAAGCCAAUUUUAGAAACGAUACAAAGGCGUUUCAAUAAUUAGCCAAUAAUAGAACAAUGCUUCUUGAUUUAAUGCUUCAAACAAGGGGGUUGUAUCGCACGGUAUUGAGUAAUGGACAAUGGAUUCAUGUAUGUAUGGAUGUAUUUAUAUACAGUACAAUGCAGAGCACAUGACAUACCUGACAUACCCCCCCGGGUCCCCGUCUAAUUGCC
Molecule: messenger RNA, 1727 nt
Organism: Aspergillus pseudotamarii
Lineage: Eukaryota; Fungi; Ascomycota; Eurotiomycetes; Eurotiales; Aspergillaceae
Exons: 1
Coding region: 161-1120 (319 amino acids)
Source: RefSeq, a predicted model, not a curated record